This is a messenger RNA of Folsomia candida, 2392 nucleotides long. RefSeq names its product fizzy-related protein homolog. Gene Ontology annotation, biological process: positive regulation of anaphase-promoting complex-dependent catabolic process; anaphase-promoting complex-dependent catabolic process; positive regulation of ubiquitin protein ligase activity. Gene Ontology annotation, cellular component: anaphase-promoting complex. The transcript has 7 exons. Lineage: Eukaryota; Metazoa; Arthropoda; Collembola; Entomobryomorpha; Isotomidae. Gene Ontology annotation, molecular function: ubiquitin ligase activator activity; protein binding; anaphase-promoting complex binding. Bases 434 to 1837 code for a protein of 467 amino acids. The record is from RefSeq and is a predicted model, not a curated record.
AAAACCGGGUAGAGUUCAAGUCGGGCGAAGCAACAACAGAUUCCGUCCACCCGUUGUUCGAUCUCGGCGAAAAAAAAAUAUUUUUUUUGUAUAAAAACUUUAGUAUUAUCAAAAUUAGUUAGUUGUGGUAGAGAAAUAUAACCCAAAAGUAAAGUAUUUUGAUAAAGACUUCGCAGUGCAAAUUUCUAAUUUUGAGCUUCCACAAUAGUAAACGGUGUCUAUGGGGCAUAUGGCAACGUAUCAAGCUUCCCAAUGACCAGUGGCAUUGAUUGAUUGACUCAUCAUCUGAGACCUUCAACCUUGAAGUUUAAUUGUGAUGUUGACCCCGAAACGAUGCUAAUAUUUAACUGCUAAACCUUAUAGUGCUAAACCUGAUAAAUAAUCUGCAAGCCUAACCAUAAAGUGAUAUUUAUACACAUACAAGACUUUCGAAAUGAAUGUCCAUCAGACACCUACAAAACCUCGGCAUGGUGAUAGAUUCAUCCCCAAUAGAGCCGGAAACACAUGGGAAUCCUUCCCGAUAUCGUCUCCUUCAAGCAGCCUCAAAUUGUCAACUCCAAAAGACGCAGGUAGACCUCUUGGAUCAUCGAAUAGAAAACCAGCAGCAAAGGCCACGAAAGAUAAUGACAGACUAGGAGUUUAUGCAAGUCUGCUGAAAAAUGAAGUUCUUGGCUAUCAAAUUGAAGACUGCAAAGAUGUGACCCCUGAAAAGAAAUUAACGCCGAAUAGAAAAUUAUUUAAUUUUGAUAGCUCAGAAAGGACUAAUUUCAUUAAUUCGCCGUGGUCGCCUUACUCUUUAUCCCCAAUCAGUAAAAAUUCUGAGAAGCUUUUACAACGUUCCUCGAGGAAGCCUACGAGGAGAAUCUCAAAAGUCCCUUUUAAGAUUCUCGAUGCACCCGAAUUAAAGGACGACUUUUACCUGAAUCUGGUUGAUUGGUCUUCUCAAAAUAGCAUUGCCGUUGGUUUAGGAACUUGUGUUUACCUGUGGUCAGCCUCAACUGCUAAUGUAGUCAGGCUAUGUGAUAUAAGUCCAAGUAGGAAUGCAGUGACCUCGGUUGCGUGGAAUGAAAAGGGAAACCAUGUAGCUGUUGGAACACACAGUGGAAUCGUGGAAGUAUGGGAUGCCACCGUAGAAAAGUUGGUGACGACAAUUUGUGGUCACACUGCGCGCGUGGGAACUGUAGCCUGGUCCGGUGAUGUUAUCUCUAGUGGUUCCAAGGACCAAUUCAUAAAUCAAAAGGACAUCCGCACAGCUCCAUUUGUUCUUGAAAAACAACUCUGUGGACACACACAAGAGAUUUGUGGUCUUAAGUGGUCUCCGGAUAACCAGCUUUUGGCUUCUGGAGGAAACGACAAUCGCCUUUACGUUUGGAGUAAACAUUCGACCACACCUAUGCAAACGUACAAGGAACACUCUGCUGCCGUCAAAGCUAUUGCGUGGUCACCCCACCAUCACGGUGUUUUGGCCAGUGGAGGAGGAACGGCUGAUAAAACCAUUCGAUUUUGGAACACCGUCACCGGUCAGCCAAUGCAGUGCAUUCACACAGGAUCCCAAGUGUGCAAUCUUGCUUGGUCAAAGCAUUCUUCAGAAUUUGUAACGACCCAUGGAUAUUCUCAGAACCAGAUUGGGAUAUGGAAAUACCCAUCGCUCGAGCAAGUUGCAGAGUUAACGGGACAUUCAAACCGGGUUUUGUACUUGGCAAUGUCUCCGGAUGGCGAAAAUAUAGUCACUGGAGCUGGAGACGAAACUCUCCGUUUUUGGAAUGUCUUCAAGAAACGCAGGUCACAGAAAGAAAAUUGUAAAUCACAACUCAAUCUUUACGACAACAUCAGAUAAGACUGGUUAUAAUAACUAUAUAUACUACUACUAUGUGUGCUCAAGACACUGUACUAUCUUACACAAAUUAACUAAUAGCGGUAAUAACGGACAAUUACAUCAUUAUUAUAUUACGAUGAAAACAAAAUUAAAUAAUGAUAACGAUCUGUAUCAACUUAAGAUAAUAAGAAUGACGAAUAAUACAAUUUGAAACUCGUCAUCGGUCACAUAAAAAUAGCCAUAAACUACUGUUGUACCCUAUCGAUUUACACUUCUAUUACUGUCAUUUAUUGUUACAUAUUUUUGUAUUAAUUAUCCUUCGUAAUCUAAUCCUAAGUAAUCAGAAUAGUUUUGGACAUGUGUCUUAAACCAAUUUAGUGUAAUUCAGAAAGUUUUUCCUGUUAAUAAUGAUAUAUUAGCUCUAUGCCUUCCUGACAUUCCUUUAGAAAUAAUUAUUAAUAAUCAAAAGUUGUUAUAUUAUUAUGCAAUUAUCACAUUGAUCAAUUUAGUUCUUCCGUCCACUUAGUAUAAACUUCGACCUAAACUAUCAAAUAAAUUUUUGUUUAUUCUCAAGUA